Messenger RNA from Microsporum canis CBS 113480, 984 nucleotides. RefSeq lists its product as hypothetical. Lineage: Eukaryota; Fungi; Ascomycota; Eurotiomycetes; Onygenales; Arthrodermataceae. Bases 1 to 984 code for a protein of 327 amino acids. The transcript is spliced from 3 exons. The record is from RefSeq and is a predicted model, not a curated record. Gene Ontology annotation, molecular function: protein binding.
AUGUUCGCAGAGUCCUCCAUAGCGCGCUGCUCUCUGGGGUGCUGCUUCUCUCGAGACGCCGUCAGCUCGCCGUAUCCAGGCUCUACGGCCGGUCAGCAUGGUGACUCUUCUCACCAGAUCAACGGCCACGAUCACGGCCACGGCCAGGCUGAACCGCCGCUGCACCGCGCCCCUUCACCGUCUGGCGCAUCGACGGCGACCUCUCGCCGCCCGUCACGCUCAGCUGCCAGGCGAGGCGCCAUACCGCUGAACGAACACUUCAACCAGCCUAUCCGCCAGCACGUCUGGAAGAGCAAACGCCGCAUCUGGACCCGGGCGACGAUAGAUAGAGAACGACAGGUCUUUUUCGACACUCGAGUCGCCGGUCGACCAGAGAUAUGGGCUGCGCUGUCCACCGCCCUCUCCCUCCUGCGAGAAGGCGACGUUUCGACGGCCCAGGGCAUCAUCGACGCAGCGGGCAUCACUGUGCCGACGGGGGAUGUCUGCGAAGGGUGCUACGACGAGAGCGGAGCGCUGUACAAGUUUCCAGAAGCCAUAGUCUCGGAUCCUGUGAACCUGGCUGACGACGAUGCUACCGAGGAGAGCUUCAAGUUCGAUGCCGGCGCCGACUUGGAUCCAGCGGACGAUGAGACGUCUACGACCAAGCUGGUGAUGGGCAGCAGCUCGUCUGACGACCUGCUGGACAAGGAAAAGGAACGAAGGCGCGAAGAGAAAGGGAAGUGGAACGAACGGGAUUUGAUCAAGGUCACCGCCCGGCUCAGUGAUCGUGGUGGUCCAGAUGUCGUCGUCAGCAUCGGCAAGGAGCAGACCGUCGCUGCUCUCGCUCGAAGAAUCCAGGUCGAAGCAGGACUCCCUACCAGUACGCGGAUCCAGAUCGUAUAUCUGGGCAAGUUCUUCAGGGAGAGCCACACGCUGCUUGCCCAGGGCUGGAAAGAAGGCAACGUCGUCAACGCCUACGUUAGAUAUCCAAAGCAAAGGCCUUAA